AUGGGGGUGGAUGAUCGCGAGUAUCAUCAGCAAAGGCGGCGUUUACGCGGGAGGAGCACUCGAAGUCGUUACUCUCUCUUCGAGAGACGCUUUUUUGAAGCGUCUUCUGUCCUUUCUUCUCUCUUUGUAUUCUUCUUCUUUGUCUUUGCAAACGCUUCUUUGGAUUCUUCCCGAAAGACAUUAACGAAUCCAAUCAAAGUUCUCGGGUACCUCCCAGACUGGCGAAUCGCGAACGAAACAACCUCCGAAAGCAUCGUAAACGCUUUAUGCGCACGAACAGAUGCGAUUCUUCUCUUCUCCAUCGAGGUGGACGAAAACGGACAGUUGGAGAAGCUGGACAGAUUGCCGUCGGCAUUGAAUCUCGAAAGGCUGAAAAAUGCCAAGAAACGGUUCGAGUGCGAAAUACACGUAACGAUAGGCGGAUCUUCACGAACGAACGGUUUUGCAAAAGCGACGAGCACGAAAGCAAUGCGAAAGGAAUUCGUGAAAUCGGUGUCCAGUUUCUUGUACGAACAGUACGAGGAUAUCUUUGACGGGAUCGAUUUGAACUGGUCGUACCCGAACGACGAGACGGAGUGGCGGAAUCUGGGAAAGUUCGCGAAAGCGUUGAAGAAGGAUUUUCGGGAGCACGACAGGACGAAGAAGAUAAGCAUUGCGUAUUACCCGAACGAAAACCAGGAGCAGAUUUUGGAGAUGUUGGAAUGUUCGGAGUUCGCGGAUGGUUUACACGCGAUGGCGUACGAUUUGGACGAUCGAGACGGGCACGCGAAUUUGAAGUUUGCGACGCAGACGUUGAAUUACGCGCAGGAUUCGUUCACGGGGGGGAAGAUUAUGCGGCUCGGUGUGCCGUUUUACGGCAGGUCGAUACCGGAAGAUGCAUCGACGGCUCCGGAGUGGCGGCCGUACGGGGACGUACUGCGAGAUAAUGAGUACGAAUUGAAGGACGAAACGAACGUGGCAAAAUCGAAAGACGGCGUCGAGGUGUGGUUCAACGGCAAAGAUUUAAUCAGGAAGAAAGUGGAGAUGUGCCGAUUGUUUGAAGACGUGUGUGAAGGUAUAUUCGUCUGGGAGUUAGGACAGGACGUAUCGAUGAGCGAUAUCGAAGACGACGAGGAAGAAGAGGGAAAUAGCAAGAAGAUUGAUUUCCGGACGCGUCGCGAGAAAUCUCUUUUAGCCGCGUUGACCCGAGCCGCCUGGGGCGACGAGAAAUACGACGAAAUGUUAGCAAAAGAGAUGCAGUUUUAUGAAGAAGAUGAGAAGAAGAAGAAGAAGAAUGCGGAAAAGGAGGAGGAGAAGAAGGAUGAGCUUUAA
Messenger RNA from Bathycoccus prasinos, 1311 nucleotides. RefSeq names its product chitinase. The transcript has a single exon. Gene Ontology annotation, molecular function: chitin binding; chitinase activity. Gene Ontology annotation, biological process: chitin catabolic process; carbohydrate metabolic process. Bases 1 to 1311 code for a protein of 436 amino acids. The record is from RefSeq and is a predicted model, not a curated record. Lineage: Eukaryota; Viridiplantae; Chlorophyta; Mamiellophyceae; Mamiellales; Bathycoccaceae. Gene Ontology annotation, cellular component: extracellular region.